This is a messenger RNA of Helianthus annuus (common sunflower), 2435 nucleotides long. RefSeq names its product telomere repeat-binding protein 4. NCBI's taxonomy places the organism in Eukaryota, Viridiplantae, Streptophyta, Magnoliopsida, Asterales, Asteraceae. The record is from RefSeq and is a predicted model, not a curated record. The transcript has 10 exons. The coding region runs from base 271 to 2187 and encodes 638 amino acids.
AACCAAGGGUUUAAGCCCCCUAUCUCUCUCUCUCUCUCUCCUCCCCUUUCUCUCUCUACAAAACCACUUGUGGUUUAUGUUUUCUAUUCAGUUGUUGUUGAUCUAAACUUCUCCCUCCAUAAUAAUAAUAUUUAUCACAUUUUCUGUUCUCACAAUUCGUGGUUUAUGAUUGCACGAAUCUAUCAAACGGACUCCAAAUUCUUCUACAGUUAAUCACGUUGAUCAAUUUUUCAUCCAAACGCAGCAGAAUUUGGCAUGCAUGCCUAAAAGAUGGUGUCAAAGAAGAGACUAUAUAAUGGAGGAUUUGACGGUUUUCUUGCCCCUGUCGUACCUAAGGCUCCGAGGUCCUCAAGAAGGAUUUCACAUAAGAAAUCAUCAGCGGGUAGCGAAAUCUGCCCCUUUGAGCUAUUGGCAGCUGUGGCUGGCAAGUUACUGCAGGAGAGUGAAACUUCUGUUUCUAGCACUGGUCCAGAAAGAAAAGAACAGAUUACCGUUCAUGAAGAAGGUGUUAAGCAGGAACCGCUUGAAGUCAAAAUCAAUCCUCUAAGAUUGGAUUAUCUUGAUCAGGGAUGUUGUGGUGAGAACGAGUUUGUUCCUGUACCCUCUAACUUAGAGUUAAAACUAGAACCCGCAGUGAAGGAUCUGCCACAGUCCGACAACGAUUCCGCUUUAGAACAUGCUUCUAUAGUUAGCACUUCAGAUUUCUCGAAGGAAGUUAACGCUAAUGUGAAGUUAGAAACCUCAUGUGAUGGUAUGAUGGAUAGUAAGGAAACCAAAGUGCAAACAAAUGCAGUAGAAAAACUAAGUGAAGAUUUUACCGCAGUUAAAUCAUGUGUGAAUCAUCGUGUAUUAAGUAGUUCAUGUAACAAUGCACAUCUGCAUAGGAAUAAUGUAAAGAUAGGUAUUAGAGAUGAUGACGAAAAUUAUUUUAGUUUUAAUCAGCAUAUCGCCAAAAUGAGAGCGUUGAGAUGGCAGUCACGUCCCGGAUGUAGAAGAAUACGGAAGUUGUUGACUACUACUAGGCACUGGAAAUCAGCUCCGAAGCUGAAAAGCUAUGAACCGUCUAAUGCUACCAGUCGUGGAGUCAAAGCGUUUGACCAAGACAGGAAAAACAUAUACAUGAGAGAACGUUGUCAAGAAGCGACUGAUGCUAAGAGAAGGAAGCUGUUUCAUCAUAACUCAAAACCGGAUUAUGUUCAGGAGACGAGCAGUGAAAGUAUAUCUAACACACCUAAAGCAAAAUCAGUGACGUCUUCGGUUAUCAACCAUAAAAGUCCCUUUCAAUCUAAGGAUGGUCAUGUGAAAUUUAGCAUAAAUUCCUUUAAAGUGCCAGAACUAUACAUCGAGAUUCCCGAGACAUCGACAAUAGGUUCUUUAAAGAGGACGGUUGUGGAAGCUGUAACAGCGAUUCUAGGAGGUGAAUUACACGUAGGGGUACUUCUUCAAGGCGAAAAGAUUAACGAUGACAACACAACGCUGCAACAAACAGGCGUUUCGUUAAACAGUGACACUUUGGGAUUUAUAUUAGAGCCUAAUCUUCCCGAAGCUUCUCAGAUCGAACAAUUCGAACCUCCAUCAUUGCCACCAUGUGACAAUCAUGAACCACCACCACCACCACCACCCAUUUCUCUAGCUAGUCCUAUUAUGGAUGUGGGUUUCUUGAACUCUUCGGUAGAUGUAGAUCCUCCUGUAGUAACUUGUUUGGAGAACAUAACUGAGAAUAAUCAAGAAAGUAAACAGGUAUCGAUAGAAGAAACGGUGGAUACUAAAGCUAUCGUGCCAAUCCGACAACUGAAUCCAGAGACACUCGCAAUGGUCCCGCUAAACCACAAAGUGAGCAAAAAAACCGAACUUUCACAACGUAGAACUAGAAGGCCGUUUUCUGUUUCUGAAGUAGAAGCACUUGUAGAAGCUGUUGAAACACUCGGAACUGGAAGAUGGCGCGACGUUAAAAUCCGUGCAUUUGAUGAUGCAAACCACCGAACUUAUGUGGACUUGAAAGAUAAAUGGAAAACAUUGGUUCACACAGCGAGUAUAUCACCUCAGCAAAGAAGGGGGGAGCCAGUACCGCAAGCUCUACUGGACCGAGUCUUGGCGGCACAUUCUUUCUGGACUCAGAAUCAACUUAAGCCACAUGGGAAACAUCAGACCGAACCCAUUCAAACUCUGCCAGCGGUUAAAGUUUGAAGGCGGAAAUGAGUUGGGGAUGGUGUGUACAAAGUUUAACUUGUUUAAAUUACUGUAAUAUCUCAUAUAUUUACUUACUAAAGAGUCAGUCCUCUCUUAAAGUGGCUGGUGGAGAGGAAAUAAGGGUGUUUUUAACAUGUUUUAGAAAUUGUCAGUUUCAUACCAUUCUUUUGCACAUUGUACUGUUUGUAUGCAAUCUGUAAACAUUUUUUUAUCUUUAUGUAAUUGAUUCUUGUUUUCUUUCUUCA